Portunus trituberculatus (swimming crab) is the source of this 4690-nucleotide messenger RNA. Its product is annotated as SREBP regulating gene protein-like. The record is from RefSeq and is a predicted model, not a curated record. Lineage: Eukaryota; Metazoa; Arthropoda; Malacostraca; Decapoda; Portunidae. The coding region runs from base 149 to 778 and encodes 209 amino acids. The transcript has 4 exons. Gene Ontology annotation, biological process: positive regulation of SREBP signaling pathway.
UUCAAGAUGGCGCUGUGCUCUAAGAUAAACAAGUAAGAUGGCCACCGCCUGAUCCUGCCAUCCCUGCACAGCCUGGCCACCCUUGACACAGGCAGUGAUGGGCGUCUGGGGCGUGGCGGGACCAUGGUGACGAGUGGGGCGCGUGGCAAUGAGAGAGUCGAGCCCCGAAACUACCAUGAUCACGGCCAAGGUCAUGAGACUUCUGCGUAACAAAGUGUUCCUCAGUGUGGUGCUCUUGGUGGGCGUGGCCUACUGUGGACUGUCACUCUGGGCGGAGAAGUCGAGUGGGCCGGGCGAGGAUGAGGGUGAGGUUGGCAGCCGUGUGGAGUUCCAUUGGGGGCCGGACCUGGUGAACGGCUCACUGGGCACCAAGGUCACCACUUGCCGCAACUCAGUGCAGGGCAAGGUGCUGCUGGCGGAUGAUCAGGGCUAUGUGUGUCACCGAGUGGAUCGUUUGAGUACCGGGUGUUGCAAUGUGGCGGUGGAGACGACCCACCGUCACGCCUGCGACACCUGUAACACCCACGGCUGCUGCGCCAUUUAUGAGUACUGUGUCUCCUGCUGCCUCCAUCCCGAUAAGAAAUCGCUGCUGAAGAAGGUACUAGGGCAGAUCAGCGAGAACAGCCCCUUGUAUGCCUCAGUCUCGGACCACUUUGAGCUGUGCCUGGUGAAGUGUCGGACCUCCAGCCAGUCGGUGCAGCACGAGACACUUUACAUUGAUCCCAGAGCCAAGCAUUGCUACAGCCAAGGCCCCCUCACCGCCAAUAGUGAAACCUGAACACACACGCACUCACUCUGGUAGAUAGAUUGACAGAUUGAUAGAUAGAACACACACACGCGCACACACACACACACACACAGAUAAAAUGUAAAAGAAGACUAACAUGGACACAAGCAUGCACACACACUGGUAGAUAGAUAAAUAGAUGGAUUGUCUGAUAGAUAGAGAGGUAGAACACACACACACACACACACACACACACAGGUUGAUACAUACAUAGAUAAAAUAGAUAAAAAACAGUGAAACAUGAACACACACAUACACACACAUAUGCACACACACAUACACACAUGCAUAUACAUACACAUAUACACACACAGGUAGAUAGAUUGAUAGGUAGAACACACACACUCAUACACAUAUACUCACAUACAGGUUGAUAGAUACAUAGAAUGAUUGGAUAGAUGUUUGAGUGGUGUAGGAUAUGACACACACACACACACACACACACACACACACACACACACACACACACACACACACACACACACACAGACACACACACAUAAAGCGAAUGUGACUCAGUGUAAAUAUAUUAAUAAGUAAAUGAGUUGGUGGAUAAACACACACACACACACACACACACACACACACACACACACACACACACACACACACACACACACACACACUUCUUGGCUGGUCCAGGAACUCUCAUCAUUAACGUCAAAGCAAUUUUAUAUUCAUUUUUUUUAUUCAAUUAUUUUUUUCCAUCUCACUGUUUUUCCCUCUUUCUCUUCCUUAUUUUCAUUGUUCUCCUUCUUUUGUUCAUUUUGUUUUGAUUCCUUGAUUCUUUUCCCUCUCUCUUAUUGUUCUUUCCUAUUUUUCUUCCUUUUUUUCAUGAUUUUCCUCCUUUGGUACAUUUGUGUUGGUGGGGAGUACACUUUUUGAAUUAGCUUUUGUAUCUCCUCAUCUACACAUUCCUCUUAUUGUUUAUUUUACUAUUCUUUCUUAUUCUUCUCUCUUUUCUUUUAUAUUUUCACAUUUCUCUUUCUCUUGUUCAUUUGGGUUGGUGGGGUUUGUACCUUUUGAAUAAGCUUUUGUAUCUGUUCAUCUACAUAUUUCUCUUAUCCUGUUAUUCAUCUAGUUAUUCUCUCUUACUGUUCUUUUCUCUCUUUUCUUCUUUUUUUUCCUUCUCUUGUUCAUUUGGGUUGGUGGGGAGUGUACCUUUUGAAUUAGGUUUUGUAUCUGUACUUCCUCAUAUUCCUCAGUUCUUCGUUAUCUUCCACAUUUCAAGCACUCCACUCAUCUUCCUCCACUUGUUUUCCUCCCUUCACCACCUCAACACUUUAUAUUUUCAUUCCACAUCCUCUCAUUCCUUUAUUUUUCAUUAUCUUCCAUAUUUUAAGCACCCAUUCAUCUUUUUCCACUAGUUUUCCUCCCAUCACCACCUCAACACUCAAUAAUUUUCCUCCACAUCCUCUUUUAUUCACAUUUUCCACAUUAAAUUUUUGUGUCAUAGGUUGGUAUUCAGAGAUGCUUUGUUCUCUCACCUCGACUAUUUUCAAAGGCCACAGAAAUGAUUAGCGUCAUUUUCAAGAGUGUUUCUCCAGUUAAUAAUGCAGAAAUCUUGUUACUCUGCCUCUAGAACUACAAAAACGUCCUUGAAAAUGUUCUAUUCUCUCACCAUGAUUGUUUUCCCAAGCCACAGAGAUGACAAGCAGGGUUUUCAAGAGUGUUUCUCCAGUUGAUAAUGCAGAAAUCAUGUCAAUCUGCCUCUAGAAAUGUAAAAACACCUUAAAAAAAUAAUGUAAAUUUAGAUAAAGCCUUUUAGUAAUAGUGAAGGUGAAGCGCAGGAGUGUUUGUGAAUUCCAACCAUAUUUUUGAACACGUCCUGACACUUGGUGGGUUGGCGUGGGUUGGUGUGUUCUGUGGCAGCUGUGUGUGGGGUGUAUACAGGGUACCAGGGUGUAGGGUGUAGCCAGGGCCUUGUCAGGGUGUAGAAGGGUGAGGAUGUCUAUGUGUGUGUAUGUGGUAACCUUUUUUUUUUUUUUUUUUUGUUUUGUUUUGUUUGUCUUUGUUUGGGAAAUUGUGUCUUUUUCUUUUUCUUUUUUCUCUUCAUUCAUAUAUAUUUUUUUUUUAUCAUUUUAUUUGUUUUUAUUUUGUCUGUGUUGGAAAUUGUGGUUUUUCUUCGUUUUUUGGUUGUGUUUUUCUUUCUUUCUUUCUUUCUUUCUCUCUUUUUCAACCUUCAUCAUUUUUUUUUUAUCAAUUUUUUGUCUUUUUAUUCAUUUUCAUUGUCUUUUUGUUGUAAUUACUGUGCUCAUCUUUAUUUUGGUCCUGUGUUUUUCUUCCUUUCUCUUUCUUUGUCUCUUUUCAUUCAUAAUUUUCCAUUCAUAAUUUUCUUUCAAUCUUUUUAUUCCUUUUCUUUGUUUGUCUUUGUGAUGGAAAUGAUGUAUGUCUUUAUUUUGGUUGUCUGUAUCUUUCUAUCUCCAUCUUUCUCUCUUUUCAUUCAUUUUUACAUUUAUCUAUUUUUCCCUCCUAUUUUUCUAUUAUGAAGGGUUAAAAUGACAACUAACCUAUAUUUACCCUUCCUUACCCUUAUUAUACCCUUAGUUACCCAUAUUUACCCUAAUUUUACUUAACUUUCCCUAAUUAACCCUUACUUAAUCCUUACUUAACCUUAUUUUAUCAUUAUUUACCCUUAACCAUUAUUUAGUCCUAAUUUCCCUGUAUUUAGUCCUUAUUUCCCAUUAUUUUACCCUUUCUCACCCUUCCUCACCCUUCUUUCCCCUUAUUUACCCUGUGUGACCCUGGCUACCCCUGCCGCUGGGUAUAUUAGUGUAGGGCUUUCAGUGUGUGUGUGUGUGUGGCAUGUGUGGUGUGUGUGUGUUGUGUGUGUGUGUGUGUGGCAGUGUGUGGUGUGUGGUGGUGUAUGGCAGUGUUGAUGUGUGUGUGUGGUGUGUGGCAGUGCUGUGUGUGUGUGUGUGGUGUGUGUGGCAGUGGUGGUGGUGGUAGUGGUGAGGUCUGCCAUGCCACACCACAUCACUCCAUCCCAUUGUUUGUGUUUGUUGUUGUUUGUGCUGAUGACCGGCUGACGAGAAGGAGAAUUUAGAGAAAGCACUUUGAAAUAAAUGCAAACACUUGGAAAUGAGAGAAAAAUACUUCAGAAUAAUAAGAAAGAAUAAUGAUAAUGAAAAGACACUUGAAAAUAGUAAUAAGGAAAUGCUGAAAAUAAGGAAAAACUUGAAAAUUGUAAGAAAACACUCAUUGAUACUAAAAAACACUUGAGAAUAAGAAAUGUCAAAACGAGAGAAAAAAAUUGAAAAUAAGGAGAAAUGCUGAAAACAAGGAAAAAUAAUAAGGAAAACACUGAAAAUAGGAAAAAACUUGAAAAUAAUGAAAAAUACAUCAACUUUGUAAAGAAAUAGAUUGCUUCAUUAUUUAUUAUGUUAUUUGUGAUGAUCCAGGAAAUAAGAAGAAAAAAAAAAACAAAAUAAGAAAAAAUGUGAAACUCAAAAGAAAUACACACCAGAUCAUGCCAUUAUGUAUAUUUUAGUUAUUUGUGAUGAUAAUUAGAUAAAAAGAAAGAAAAAUAAGAUAGAAACACUAAGAUAUAAGUAAAAAGAUAAGAAAAUAUAUGAAACUCAAAAGAAAUAUAUAAAUACCACACCAGAUCAUGCCAUUAUGUAUAUUUUAUGUGCAAUUUGCUUAAAACAAGGAAAAUAAGAUAAAAACAUUAAAAUUUAUAAAAGAAAAAUAAGAAAAAAAGUUGAAAUUGUAAAGAAAUAUAUAAAUGUACGCAAGAUUGGUCUGUUAUGUUUUUAUGUGCAAUUAGGUAAAAACAAAGAAAAUAUGAAUAAAACACUAGAAUAUAAGUAGAAAAUAAGACAAAAGGGUGAAAUACUGUCAAGAAAUGUAUAAAUGUCUCACCAGAUCAGCCCACUAUGUCUUUUUUCAUGUGCAAUUGUC